CCUGCGGCCGGCAGCGGUACUGAACACCCAGCAGGACUCUCGCUGCGUUGAGUCAGUAGUUCGCAGAAGCUCUGCCGACUGGAGGGAUGUGACCCCGGAACAGGACGCCCUCCUACAACAACACACCAUUCAAACAGAGCAUAGAAGAAAGAAAAGCUGGACCAGGAGGGAGCCACAGGAGCAGGGGGGAUGAACCGCGAGGAGGCCCCGGGGAAGUCUCCUGAAGACAUGUACGUCCAACAGAAAGUGCGGGUCCUGCUCAUGCUAAAGAAAAUGGGAUCAAAUCUCACGCCCAGUGAAGAGGCUUUUCUCCGGAAUUACGCAGGUGUGGUCCACAGUCAGAUGAGCCAGCUACCACAGCACAACAUAGACCAGGGUGCAGAGGACGUGGUGAUGGCGUUCUCGCGGUCAGAGGCGGAGGACCGGCGACAGUGACCCUGGGCUCCCCCUUUCUACCCAGCUGCAU
This is a messenger RNA of Anoplopoma fimbria (sablefish), 466 nucleotides long. RefSeq names its product catenin, beta interacting protein 1 (gene ctnnbip1). The transcript is spliced from 4 exons. NCBI's taxonomy places the organism in Eukaryota, Metazoa, Chordata, Actinopteri, Perciformes, Anoplopomatidae. Gene Ontology annotation, cellular component: cytosol; beta-catenin destruction complex; nucleus. The record is from RefSeq and is a predicted model, not a curated record. Gene Ontology annotation, biological process: negative regulation of Wnt signaling pathway. Gene Ontology annotation, molecular function: beta-catenin binding. The coding region runs from base 190 to 435 and encodes 81 amino acids.